CGCAGCUUCCGGUCUGCGCCCCGCCCCCCGCAGGACCCCCGUUCCCCCCCCCCCCCCGCCGGUCCCAUCCGGUCCGAUCCGGUCAUGGCCGCCCUGCGGUUGCUCCUGGCACUGGCGCCCCUGGCCUGCGCGCUGACGUCACAGCCGGCCCCGCUUUUCCAGAACCUGCGCCUGGAGCCCAACGAGCUGCGCCUGUCGUGGGACGGCCACGUCACUUCCGGUCCCCGUGACGUCCUCUGCCAGAAGGGGGCGGGGCCGCCGGAGUGGGCCCCCGCCCACCGCACGUACUGCACGUUCACCUCCCUGUCGCUGUGUCACGUGACCGAGUUCUCCGUCUCCCUCUACCGAGACCGCAGCUCGACUGCCCGGAUCCGGUUCCCGGAGUCAGACCCCGACCGCGCCUCGGCGGCCACCAACCUGACCUGCUGGGUGCACGACGUGGACGUGAUGACCUGUCGCUGGGGGCGGGGCCCCGCGGCGCCCCGGGACGCUCAGUACCGGAUGUUCUGGCGGAGGGCUUCGCACGGCCGGGACCAGGACCGCGAGUGCGCGCACUACGACCUCACGGACGCCCGGGGCGCGCGGCUGGGCUGCCGGGUGGACGGCGUCGCGGCGCUGCCGACCCACGUGACCGUGACGGUGACCGGCGGGGGCGGGGCCUCCUGCACCGACGUCUCCAUGGACCUGCAGCGCGCGGAGGUCCUGACGCCGCCCGCACUCACCGCCGCCUGCAAUGGGACCGAGGCCGCGCAGCUGCGCUGGGAGAUGCGGAGCCACUUCCACCGCGGGUUCGAGUACCAGCUGCAGAUCAACAAGUCUUCGCGCUUGGAGCCCGAGAUCGAGAAGACGUCCGAGAGUCACUUCCGGGUCCUGAUCCCCGGCUCCGCCUCCUUCCGGGUCCGGGCGAAGCCGACGUCGUCGCCGCGGUUCAGCGAAUGGAGCCGCCCGGUGCGGCUGGACUGCGCCCCCGCCGGGACCGGGAAUCGCGUGACCGUCAUGGCCGCCGCCCUCGCCGCGCUGGGGGCGGGGCUGGCAGCGCUGGCGACGCUGCUGCUGUGCCGGAGGCCCCUGAGGACGAAGCUGUUUCCUCCAAUCCCGCGGGUGAAGGAUCCGGGGCCCGGGGAGGAAACGGAGACGGUCACGUGGACGGCGGCGCCCGAGGACCCGGAAGUGACGCGCGUGACGGAGGCCUGAGGCCCCGCCCUCCCCAGCUGUCAGUCACGUCACAGCUACAAUAAAGCCUAGGGGAUUCUGGGAAAACGGAGUC
This is a messenger RNA of Chionomys nivalis (European snow vole), 1267 nucleotides long. RefSeq names its product interleukin-3 receptor subunit alpha-like. NCBI's taxonomy places the organism in Eukaryota, Metazoa, Chordata, Mammalia, Rodentia, Cricetidae. The coding region runs from base 85 to 1194 and encodes 369 amino acids. The record is from RefSeq and is a predicted model, not a curated record. Gene Ontology annotation, cellular component: membrane. The transcript has 11 exons. Gene Ontology annotation, molecular function: cytokine receptor activity; protein binding.